GACUGACUCACGCGCUGCUCUGAACCGGCGCGUGCAUUAACUGCUCAGCGCGGAACCAACUGACGGUGAAAGAGGGAGGCUUGUUAAUGUCACAUUAGUAAACAUGGCAGAGUCGUCUUCAACCGCCGAGCUUCCGCCGAGCAGCGACAUGUUGGAGAUGAACAAGGAUUUGGAGAGGAUGAUAGAAAAUGUGGAGAACAUGACAGUGCAGCUGACCUGUAUGGUUUAUGGCAUGGUGACUCUGCGGACCAGUCCCGCGGUGGAAGCCUCCAUGCGGGAGCUGCGGGAGGCGUUUCAAAGGUGCAGAGCUGCGGUGUGCGGAGACCCGAACCUGGAGCCAGAGCUGGACUCUGCUGAGCUUUCUGCCACAACACUCGGUUAAUUCUCAGAGCUUGGCCCAGACAUUGAAGUCCUCCUUGUUCAAGUUAAUACGUUAAUGAUUCAAGCUGCUGUGUCUCCUUGAAAACAGUGUUUCCAUGUUUACUGAUGAAAAGCGCUCAUGUUCACAAGUUGUUUGUUUUUAUUGUUUA
Molecule: messenger RNA, 530 nt
Organism: Nematolebias whitei (Rio pearlfish)
Lineage: Eukaryota; Metazoa; Chordata; Actinopteri; Cyprinodontiformes; Rivulidae
Gene: syce3
Product: synaptonemal complex central element protein 3
Exons: 4
Coding region: 104-382 (92 amino acids)
Biological process (GO): reciprocal meiotic recombination; synaptonemal complex assembly; spermatogenesis
Source: RefSeq, a predicted model, not a curated record